CGUGAGGGAACAAAACACGGACGGACUGUCAACAAGAGCCACGCUGUUUUUAAAUCAAGUUCAAGACUUCAAGUUCUCUUCCUCUGUUUAUUUUAAACACCACGCUUAAUAAUAAGCAGAGUGAACGGUUUUUCUUUGUCCUAAUUUUAAAAGGCGGACGCUUUUAAAAACCAGCCAUGAGUUUCGUCGACGUGAAAAACCUUGAGCCAUCUAAAUUUGAAGAGAAGUAUUACGAUGAAUAUGAAUAUUAUAACCUGACGGACAAAUACACAGGAAGCGCUGCCCGCAAGGGAAGGACCAAGAAGGAGUCGAGCGACAACACCAACAGACCCAACCCCGGUGGACACGAACGGAAAAUACUGGAAAAGCUGCAGAACAGCGAGAAGAAAGCCAAACAGUGAGAAUGAGGGAACCCCUGACGGCUAUUCUGGCUACCGACCUCGGCCAAUAUUUGGCGACAGAAAGCGAUUAACAGACGGCUGGUUGUUGAGCUCCUGAAAUCACCAUGCUUGCCAUCCAGGUGCUCCGUGUACAAAUCGUUCCGGUUUGAUGUCGGCUGACCGCUGACUCAGCGGACCACCCUGCCCGGGCUGAGAUGGAUGUCUCCCCGGUGUAGCUCUGCUCCACGGCUGAACGGAAGGUUACGAUUCACCCGAUCUAACCUCGUCUUUAUGAUGGGGUCGUUCUGCGACUCUAUGCUACUUUUCGUAUUUUUACUAGUGUGGGGCAGAAUACUUAUGGGAAGUUGUGCAUGUUGUCAAUCUUUUUAUUAAAUAUUUGUACAAAUAUUUUUUAACUGUUUUGACACUGUUUGAUACAAUAAAAAUGUAUUCCCAUG
Messenger RNA from Gadus macrocephalus (Pacific cod), 838 nucleotides. It is a transcript of the gene nupr1b, whose product is annotated as nuclear protein 1b. The record is from RefSeq and is a predicted model, not a curated record. Bases 177 to 401 code for a protein of 74 amino acids. Gene Ontology annotation, cellular component: nucleus. Gene Ontology annotation, biological process: regulation of transcription by RNA polymerase II; negative regulation of cell cycle; negative regulation of cell population proliferation. The transcript has 3 exons. NCBI's taxonomy places the organism in Eukaryota, Metazoa, Chordata, Actinopteri, Gadiformes, Gadidae.